Messenger RNA from Astyanax mexicanus (Mexican tetra), 8956 nucleotides. It is a transcript of the gene nalf1b, whose product is annotated as NALCN channel auxiliary factor 1. The record is from RefSeq and is a predicted model, not a curated record. Gene Ontology annotation, molecular function: stretch-activated, monoatomic cation-selective, calcium channel activity. The coding region runs from base 2297 to 3412 and encodes 371 amino acids. Gene Ontology annotation, cellular component: plasma membrane. The transcript has 3 exons. Gene Ontology annotation, biological process: calcium ion import across plasma membrane. NCBI's taxonomy places the organism in Eukaryota, Metazoa, Chordata, Actinopteri, Characiformes, Acestrorhamphidae.
CACACACACACACUCUCUCUCUCAUACACACACGCACACACACUCUCUCUCUGUCUCUUACACACACGCGCGCGCACGCACACAGACAUACACACACAGUGCAGUGUAUCGCUGCCUGCCCACGACGUAUGAUGACUGUGUGUUUUCGCUCUGAAUCCGAACCGAAGGAAGACGACCGCCUCACAAGGUUACUGGAAGACACACACGUACAGUAACACACACACACACGCUAUCUCUCUCUUUAACACACACAGCUUCUCACGUUCCUGCGCGCGCCUUCCAACGUGCUGCUGCUUUUUGACGCCCAGCUGUCUCUCCUUAGCUGAGCUCGCGCAGCCCCGGUGUCACUGUGCAUACUAAUGAGCGGAGGGGGAGACGGAGCGAGGGAAGAGGAGAGAGAGAGAGAGAGAGAGAGAGAGGGAGAGAGAGAGAGAGGAACCGAGAGGAGCACGGGAACAUAGGAGUGCUCGAGCCUCGGAAAUCCUCCGCGCGCAUCACAUGGGCUCAGCUGCUGCGCGAGCUGUGGCUGCUGUGUAGCUGAGCGUCAGUGCUGGGAUGUUGAACUGCUGCUGCGCUACAGGAGGAGGAUGGCUCGCUGUUCUGCGCGGGAUUUGAGCUGACUGCACGGCGCUGCGCCUCGGCCGGAGAGGGGGAAUGCUGCAUUUAUAGCCUGUAGCUACGAGGCUAUGAGGCUGUUGCAUUGAUUGAUUUGUGCCCUUCUUUUUUAAGCCAGCUUCAAUUUUACUAUUAUUGUUUUAUUUUUUGUAUUUUUUUUUCCUGGUCGUCUUUGUUGUGGGAGAUGAUGAGCGGAUGGUCGAGCAUGUUCUUCGUGGUAAAAGAGAGCGAGCACGGAUAAAAUAUAUAAAUAUAUAUUUAAAAAAAACAAAGAGCGAGUGAAUCGAAUCGUCGACUCAUCGACUGAUGCUUUUGUUCGAGCGGAGUACAACAAUAAUCGAAGGAUCAACAGCUCAACAACACCAACAUCAGCGACAACAACAGCAGGCUAAUCUCCAGCCCAGCGCAGCCUCGUAAUAAUAAUAAUCAUCGUCACCACCACCAGCAGUAGCAAGCAGUACUACUGCUGCUGCAGUCAACGCUGGAUCGCCCGCCUUUGCGCUCAUUGUGCGGAUUGUACUACGCAGGGCGAGACCACGCUACUGGUACUGCUGCUGUUUCUGCUGCUGCGCUCCGGAGGCGUGUGGUGGGUGUGCGUGCGCCGUUCCCCGUCCUCCGUUUCAUCCUCUCGUGCUUAGAAAAAGCGGACAGCAUCCCCGCCGGUGACCGUGCCGCUCUCCUCCACUGCGCCAGCAUGGAGCGACCGCAGCGCCGGAGAUAAUGAUGACGCACUCGGCCGCGGCGCUCCGCUCCCAAAACAAGGGCUCCAGCGCGCGAACAUGGCGACUUGAGGCGGGGGGCGACAACAUGAUCGCGGUCGAUCUGGACAUCGACGGAGAAGCUCCGAGGAGACCCGCGCUGCACACACGGAGGAGAGACCACCGCGCAUUCCGCUGACCAGCAGAGAGAGAGAGAGAGAGCGAGAGAAAGAGAGCGACAGAGAGAGGAGGCAGGUUCUCACCAGCCCCAGUGCGGCCCUGGGGAAGGAGAAAGAGAAAAAGAAGUAGAGGAUAGAAAAAGACAGAUAGAGAGAGUGAGAGAGGAGGGAGGUAGGCCCUAGGGAAAGAUAGAGAAAGAAAGAAAAAAAGAUAGAAUAGGGAGAAGGAGAUAGAGGCCCUGGGGAAGGAGAAAAAGAAACAGAUACACACAAACCCCCACAAAAAAGAUAGAGAUAGAUAAAUAGAGAGUAGGGCAAAGAGAAAGAGAGAGAGAGAGGGCAUGGUUUCGUGGAAGAGGAGAGGAGAAGAGGAGGAAGCGGGGUGAGCUCCGGAGAGCCGCGCGCGAGGGGAAGAAGAAUAUGAGUGGCCUAAUCCGUGCCAGCGCGCUGUACCAGAACCGGAAUAGUUGAUCUAUCUGAUCUGCUCGACGCAAAAAAAAAAAAAGAAAAGAGAGAGAGAGAGAGAGAGAGAGAGAGAGGAAGAGAAAGAGUGUUUGUGUGUUUGAUUGUGUGUUUGAUUGUGUGUGUGUUUAAGUGUGUGUGUGAGUGAGAGGAAAACGAGAGAGAGAGACAGCUUUCCAAAAUACCAAUAACAGGCCUAUACCACCACUAUCAACACAUAAACACUUCAACGCGGAUCCAACUGCUAACUAAAUAACGCCCACCCAACCCCAAGUCAAUGAAUAUUGCGACCACCAAGGAUCCGCCGCGGUGGAGUGGGCCAGCGCUGCGCUUUCCUAAAAUAUGACCAGCGGCGCUCGGACGUGUCGGCAGCAAGAUGACGAUGAUGACGACGGCUUGAAAACUUGGUGGUGGUGGUGCGCGCCCCGCGAGCAGCGCCCGGCUAAGCCCUCGCUCAGCGCCUCGGAAAGGGCCCACAGAUGGCGACUGUCCCUCGCCUGCCUACUCCUCUCCCUCGCCGUGCUGCUCUCUGACCGCCUGUGGCUGCGCGCCGAGGCCGCGCUGCUCUCCGCGGGCGCCGCUGAGCGCCACUGGCCGGUGCGGCCGCUGGCCUCGUGCCGCCCGGACAGCGUGUCCAAGCGCUGCUUCGCGGCGGAGGAGGACUCGGCGGCUGCGGUGUGCUCGGGCCUGUCCGGCGCCGAGUGGAACCUCAGCGACCUGUACCUGUCCUUCUGCGACUCCUACUCUUUCCUGGAUCUGUUCCACGGCCUGCGCGCGCCGCUCAACGCCAGCAGCUGCGGCCUUGCCAUGGUGGCGGUCAGCGACGGCGGCGGCGGUGGUGAAGGUGGUGGCGGGGAUGGCGUGGACGGCUGCGUGGACUGCGUGCGCGCGUACCAGCAACUGGACCAGCUGGCACGCGAGGCGUACGAGGAGUUCGAGCUGCUGGUGCGGAAAUACGAAACGGAUGCAUAUUCGGUGCGGACAUGCAUGGACGAGUGCACGACUGUCUACAAACACUGGCUGUGUUCCCAGUACUUCCAGACCACGCAGAUGCACUGCAGCAACAGGAUCCCAUGCACGCAGUACUGCCUGGAGGUCCAACAGAGGUGUCCUUUCAUAUUGCCUGACAACGACGAGCUCAUAUAUGGUGGAAGCCCUAGUUUUAUAUGCACAGGGCUCCUAGAGGACACCCCUUCGGACGCAGAUGCAGAGUGCUGUGAUGUUCGAUGGGACAGCAAGCCAGACAACAGCUCCAAAGGGACUCUCAAAAGAACUCACCCGUCAUGCCAGCACGGGACAUCCCUGACCUCGUCAGCAGCCUCCAGACUGUGCAACAGCAGGCUCAAACUCUGCCUGCUGGUCCUAGUCCUGCUCCAUACUGUCGCCACAAUCACAGCCUCCCACAACCUCACCACCAUCUCCUCCCUGGAGGAGAACUCCACCAACGAGGAGGGAUGAGGCGGCUGCUCACGGCAGGCAGGCAGGCAGCCAGCCGAGCGCCCCGGCGCGCAGUCCGGCGGAAGCAAUGGACCUUGGACCGACCGCAGUGCUUUCUGGGACUCGCCAGUGCAGGGCGGGAUAUGAUAUCGUGGACACGCAAUCGACCAACCAAGCAAAGCAAACAAACAGACGCUAAAGGACACUGGACAAAAGUGGACAGACUUAAUCCAAUGUCAAGAACAAGGGACAACAUUACAGCCUUUGUUGAAAGAGGCCACUCUAGGGGGCGGAGUUCUCUCGCACCAUAUUUUUUACACUGUGUCUAUGGUUUAGAUUUCUGUUGCACUAGAUGACUACAGGAUCUAUUCAUGUUCUCCUUUUCUUUUCAUUACUGGUCUUUGUGCAGGACGGAGCGGGACACGUGGUGAAAGGAUUACACGUAAAAAGUACAGGGGCGAAGAAUGCAAAGAAUGCGAAAAAUGCAAAGAAUGCGAAAGAGUGUGUGCAUGUGCGUGUGUGCGUGCGCAUGCGUGCGUGCUUGAAUUUCUGUGUCCACCGAUGUUUUGGGUUUUUUUAUAUACAUAAUCAUAGUACUAUCUAUUGAAUGCUGCUCUGUCCAUCGCAAGGAUUUACUAUGGAGCCUCUAAAGUGGUUUGAAAAGGUCGAAAUUUAGCUACAAAUCUACCUAAAUUGAAUGUCCAAAUCCUCAGCUGAAGCCCAGGUUCAUUGAUUCUCCCUUACUAAAGUUGACUGUGCAGACAGUUGUUCCGUUGCCGUUUUGAUGUUGCUGGCGCAGCAGGUCGGGAGCUUCUUCCGAGCCCCGAGUCGUCUGCGUGCAAAAUACCGAAAGUGCAACGUCAUUCGCGGGGCGUUGAAAUGUUUGUGCUUGGGAAAAUACUGCAUUUGUAAAGCUGAUAUCUCUGGAAUUGCUUUCACCGCCGAGGUGAAGGUUUCUUCUUCUACUUUUUUUUUUAUUAUUAUUUGUAUGUUCACCUAACCUGCACAAAAACAAAAGUUUUGGGUUUUUUGUUUCUUUCUGCCCCUGAUAGUAUAUUUAUAUAGACAUAUUCUCUCUUAUAUUCUAUAACUGCAUGUUCUUAUCAAUGUUUAGACGAAACAGCCUAAAUUUUCUGAAUUAACCCGAAUGAUCUGAGGAUAUCACGUUCAUAGCGCAGCAACAACAACACGUUUGACGCAGAGGUCUCAGCUGAAAAAAAAAAACAACAAAAAAAAACUAACCUAAAUAAAAAAAAUCGACUCCUGUUUUUAUUGUUUGGAUUGCAGACGCAGACUUAGCCGGAAAGAACAUUAAAAAGACGACGAGCAAACCCGAAAAGCCAAACCUUACCCCGACCCUACCCUACCCAUCCCAAUUCCUUUCAACUGCUGUUCCCAAAUAUCCACCAUAUCUUCUACUGCAGUAAAGGGCUUUUUCAUUGUUUACAUGUACACACAUUCACACACUUCUGCAGUGCAUGCUUGUAGAGAUUAAGACAGCUUGGACAGCUCGGUUACAUAGACAAUAUUAUAGACACACACACACACACACACACACACACAACAAACACACAAAAAACAAACCCCAUUUGUUGCUGCAGAGAACCGACGAGACGAUCAACCACACAAUCACGCAGCUCCAUAUGGACAGGGCCUUUUUGAACGACCCAAAGAUAUGAGAGCUUAAUUUUUUUCGUUUAAGUUAGACUGAGCAGGAGAGGAGAUGCUAAGGGCUGAACUUGUUUAGUUGUCUUUUUAUUAUUUGUUUGUUUGUUUACUGUAUUAUAUUUUCAUUUGUUCGUAUCUACAGGUGUAUAACCUGUCACAGGAUGAGCUGUACUGACACUAAAAGUGACCCAGAGACACAAAAAACUAAAGAAAGAAAGAAGGAAAGAAAGAAAGAGAGAAGGAAAAUGUGUCUGCCAUGUGUUUAGAGGUAUGUUUUGGUGUGAGAACCCCAUAUUAACUAGAUUUUUGGUUCUAAAUUCUUCAACAAGCAAUGCUAGCAGCAGCAGCAGGAGCAGGGACAGGGUCAGCACUUCCCAUUGUGCAGUUUAAUCUCAUGACACACUUGACUCAAAAUAGAUCACCACCACAGACUACAGAAUAAAUAUUAUUGAUAUAUUUUUAUGGAUUAUCUUCUCCUCUAAGACGAGGUAAACAUAUGUUAGAACCAGGUUUGUUAGAAUAAGGGUAUUUUUAAUUACUGCACUCUUAUUAAAUAUAAAAAGAAAACAACAGCAACUUAAAAAACUAUCUAUAUCUAUCUAUAUAUCAAUAGUUGCUGUUGUAUUGAGACUUUGAGACUGAAGUGUGUUUCUAAUGCAGAACUGCAUUCACUACCUUUUUUUUAAUGAUAAUCACUCUCGCAAAGUCUGUGUGCCAUGAAAUCUGUUGCCAAAAAUGAGAACAGUAGGUCAAAGAUUAAAGAUCAGAGUCUUCAGGUUCACCUUCACUGUUAACACAGACUGUUCCCACUAAUUUGUGAAAUACCAAGCCACGCUGUACAAAUUCUAUUAAAUUAAAUACUAUAAUCCUAAUCCUAAUGUUGUUCACAGCAUUAUUCUUAAUGCUGAACAUUAGCAUUAGAUAAGUGUCACUUGACUGGCCUGUGUGCUUUUUGGGGUGACCUGGGUUGUGGCUUCAUGUUUCCUUCUGGCUCCUUCAGACUGGAAUAAUCACGCAGCUGCACAGGGAUGCAAAGGUGCAACACAUCUCGCAUUCAUAAUAAUCAUAUGUUAAAAUUCAGUGCAAUCACACUAAUUGUGAUUAAUUGUGAAUCAAGUAAUGUUCUUCACUGUCAUGUUGUAUGGUUUAAAUGGACUGUGGACGUACUACCAAGGAUAAUUGGCCGCAUUUUCACUGCAGGGACAAAUGAGUAUUACUAAAGGCUAAUUUAUACUUCUGCGUCAUGUCCAUGUGCUGUCUAUGGAGUAGCCUGUGCAAGCGCCCUGUGCAAGCGCCCUAUGCAGCUGUGUUUAUAGCUGUGUUUAUACUUUUGCAUGCGUAAAUUCACAUCUCUGCCAUUUUAAACCGCAAAAAAAGUGUGAAUGUGUGGUCGGAUAAGUGGACCAAUCACAGCUGCUGCUGUUCCUGACACAUGGGUACAUUUCUGGGGAGGUGCGCGUCAUUCUAUAGCAUAGGCUACGGUAUAGGAUCAGCAGCUACGCAUACAUUUGACGCAGAAGUACAGUAUAAAUUAGCCUCAAGGCCUUCAUUACUAUACUGCAUUGUAAAUAAGAUACUGUGGGGCAAAGCAGUAACAAUUAUGCUAGCAUGCUAACUUGUAGCCUGCUAGAUUGCAAAGCAGAGUAUAGUAGAAAAAAUACCAAACAUGUUCUCCACAGACCAAGAUAAAGUCUCCACCAUUAUUGGUACCGGAACUAAAAAGCCCCUGGACAUUGCAUCAAACAGAUAACGCAAAUGUGGAGCCAAUCAGCACAUAUCUACAUUAUUAGGACCCUCCCACUGAACUUGUCUGUAGUACCAAGUAUGUUUAGCUAGCUGUGCUGGGAAUACCGGACAGUUGUAGGUGUAACCGGCCUGAUUUGUAAGCGUUCCGUGCUAAAACAUGUCCGUUGUAGAAAAGUCACUAGAAUGGUUCCCCUGCAGUGGAAAAGCGGCCAAAGAAACACGUAGAAUUGAUCAUUAAACUGUCAAUCUUCACACACAACCUUCUCACAUUUACAGAAUGUUCUAUCCUCUGUGAGCCUCUGUGAGGGAUCAGUCUCACUGUCUCACUGACUGAUGGAAAAGUAGUAGAGCCUUUAGACCUGAAGUGGCUGGGUGACUUUAAGACCUUAAGUAGGGACGCAUGAGGUGAGGUGGGUUCAGGACGCUCGGCUUUGAUACACUGAGCACAGGCCUAAUGAAUACUGAAAAAAAUGAAGACCACAGAGGGGUGGCCCUCUAGAGAUCUUAUUAGCCUACUCAUAAAACAACUGCACUCCUACUGGACUCUCUUCUGAGACCACCUGCUCUGGAGUGGCAGAGAGAGAGGGAGGGUGAGUUGGAGAGAGCAGGAAUUAUUUACCCCCAUUCAUCUAACCCACACAGGACACACACACUCACACACACCAGAUACACACUAAUCCACAAAUAAACAGCCCCAUCUGGACCUGACAGGAAAGAGAGAGGGAUGAGAAGGCAAGCAGAAGACAGAGAGAAAGGCCAGAGCAGACAGCAGUAGGAACGACAAUAGGGGGGAAAGCCAUAGCAGACAGAGGAACUGGGGGAAGAAGAGAAAAAGGAAUACCUACAAAAGAAGAAAUGUGUGUGCAUGUGUUUCUGUUAAUUGUUCAUUUGUUUAGGCCCUAUUCUCCAAUGUCAGGUUAGGCUGAGUGUUGUAAAGCUCUCAGCAACACAAGCACAUUAAAUCACACUAAUGAAACUGCGCUGGGACAUGUGUGUGUUCUCUGUGUUCCUUUUGCAUAUUCUCAUACUGUAUUCUUCUCUGUGUGAACAACGCUUCGGUUGCCAGGAUGUUUCAAAACGCACGGUCCGUAAUGUUGCUGUAUAGGCUAGAUCAUUCAGGCAUUCACCCUCCCUGACCCCCCCCGGUACGUAAGGCGGAAUUUACAGUUUUACAAUCAGCAGCUCGUGUCACACAACGUCAGCAUACCAAAUCCGUGAUUUACUAUCACUGUAACUGCAGGUAGCGGAUAUGGUCCUGUUUCUCCUCGUCACUUUCUUCUCCUUUCUUUUAUGUUUUUUUUCCGUGUUUCUGUGUGGGUCCAGUCACUUGUGCCUCAGCGGCCCACAAGAACGAAUGUAACAGAUGCCUGCUAAUAUUGCUUAAUACCACCAAACCUACAAAUAAGAUGUAUUUUAUGCUUGCACAUAUACAGUAUAUGUUCAUUUUCUGACUAUAAAUACAACUGUGUAAGUAGUCCCCCAUUGCACCACUGUCACUUAUAGCAAGCAGAAAUACUUUCUUUUUUCUCUCUUUCUCUCUCUCUCUCUCUAUUUCUCUCUCUCUAUCUCUCUAUCCUGUGGACCUAUGCAGCCCUGAACCUCAGUCGUUUUUCUGUUGUAAAUAUGUUAUGAGAAUGCUGAAUUAUGUGCGUUUCUGUUUUAUUUCGAGGUUUCCUUGCGUUUGGAGUUGGUGUCCUUUUUUAUUCUUCUUUUGUAAGUGUCUGAAAUCAUUGGUUGGGUUUCAGCUGAGAUCUAUUCUGAGUGGUGUGGUUUAACCAUAAGGACUAUUCUCCGAAUCACAACCUCAGCACCUGAAGGCUGUGAUUAAAAAAAUAGUAAAAAAAAUCUAACAAAAAAAACUAACAAAAAAAAAGAUUUAAAAAAGGUUAAAAGGCAUAUAGAGGUUAAAAGGCAUAUAGGGAUAACAUUAUGACUAUGAUUAUUUAAAAAAAAGGAUUAUUAUACUACCGGUAUAUUGUAAUAUUAUAGAUGAUUUAGUUCAGUAACUUCUUUAAUUUUUUACAAACGACUUUGAUGAAUUAUUUAUAAAAACAAUCUCACGAUUCAUGAUCUUUUCAAAGGUAUGAAAUCUACUGCUAAAAUGAUUAAAAAUGUGUUCUGAUGAAAAUAAACACAGAGAUGUAAUCUGUU